This is a messenger RNA of Fonticula alba, 2532 nucleotides long. RefSeq lists its product as hypothetical. NCBI's taxonomy places the organism in Eukaryota, Rotosphaerida, Fonticulaceae. The coding region runs from base 1 to 2532 and encodes 843 amino acids. The record is from RefSeq and is a predicted model, not a curated record. The transcript has 2 exons.
AUGCGACGCGAUCACCCUCCCCCCGGCCGGGCCAGGGCCGCGGUCCUGAGCCUGCUUCUGCUGCUGGCCCUGGUGGCGUCGGUCGUGGCAGCGGUCAAGGCGGCCGCCUGCCCGACCGGGCACUAUGCCAACCAGCAGGGGGACUGCCUGCCCUGCGACCUGUCGUGCAAGGAGUGCGACGAUGGGACAUCCUGCUUCCAGUGCCAGACGGGCCUGGGGUUCCUUUCGUCCGACCCGACGGUGCCCAGCCUGUGUACGGGCCUCUGCCCGAUGGGGCAGUUCCUGAAUCACGAAGGAACGGCUCGGUGCACGCCGUGCGGCCCAUCGUGCCUUGAUUGCCCGUACUCCGACAGCCAAUGCAGUGCAUGCGCGGCGGCCUUCGGCUGGGAGAACGGACUUAGCCCGGGCAGUCCCAGGUCCACGUCGCCAUGCAUCGCCUGCCCGGCGAAUUGCACCACCUGCCACAAGGCGGACGGUUGGAACCGCUGUCACUCCUGCAAGCCGGGCGCCGGGCUGGACGGGGCCGGGAAUUGCAUCAGCACGCCCACGUCCGAUGGCAGGUGGCUGGAUGAAGCCACGGGACGGCUGCUGACUUGCGACCCGACGUGCGCCGCGUGCAGCGGCCCGCGGGCCGAGGACUGUACCCGGUGCCGGGCGAACUGGCGCCUGGAGGCGGUCCCGGCCGGCGGCCGUGGGGCCUGCGUGUCGGACUGCCCGGCCGGCGAGUACCCCUCGGCCGGCAGCCCGACCGGCUGCGCGGCGUGCCAUGCCUCCUGCGCCACCUGCUUCGGGGGGCUGGACAACCAGUGCCUCUCCUGCCGGAGUGGCCGGCCGCUGCAGGGGCAGAAGUGCGUCCUGUCCUGCUCGGACCGGCACUAUGAGGCCCUUGGCCGGUGUGAGCAGUGCCACCCCGCCUGUGACCAGUGCACCGGGCCCAGCAACAUGGACUGCGUGGGGGCCUGCCCGCGUCGGCUGGUGUCGCUCACGGGCCCGGGGCCGGAUGAAGAGGCCUGCCUGACCCGAUGCCCGGAACGCAUGGGCCGCGGCCCGGCCGACAAGUGCGUCGAUUGCGGGGACCACUGUGUCUCGUGCGCGCUCGCCAGCCUGGUCGACCCCGAGCCGAGGAUCGAAUGCAAGAAGUGCGAUGUGGGAUGGCUGCUGGACCAUCGGAGCAGGGGCUGCGUGGCCGAAUGCCCGCCCGGGACCGUGGCCAUCGGGCUGGAGUGUGUGCAAUGCAUGCCGAGCUGCGCCCAGUGCUAUGGGCCCAUGGCGAAGCACUGCAUCACCUGCCAGCCGGACCACCCCUUCCAUGUGAAUGGCUCUUGCCUGGCCUCCUGCCCGGAGCGGAUGUACCCCUCGUCGGAGGGCCAGUGCUCGCCGUGCGACGCCAGCUGCUUGACAUGCUCCGGCCCGGGCAGCAGCCAGUGCACCAGCUGCUGGCAGGACCAAGCCCUGACGGUGGGGGGGAGGUGCGCGACUUACUGCCCGGCGGGGGAGUUCCGAACCGAUGAGCCCCCUUCGCCGGGCUACGUGUGCGGCAGUUGCCCGGACCGGUGCAUCUCCUGUCACGACGCCAAACGGUGCACCCACUGCAACGAGGACACCUUCCUGCAUGAGGGGGCCUGUCAUGGGGCGUGCCCAAGUGGGACGGCCUCGUGCAUGGAGAAUCGCCAGUGCGAGAGGUGCCCGCCAUUGUGCGAUGAGUGCACCGCGACGAUGGUGGACGGGAUGGGCCACUGCCGCGUCGAGUGCCUUGCCUGUGAGGAGGGCCUCUUUUUGGAUCCCGCCACGGGCCGGUGUGAUUACAGCUGUCCGGAUGAGCAGGUCCCCGUGGAUGAGGGUAGCAGUGUGUGCGGGCCCUGUGCGGAGGGCUGUUUGACAUGCUUGGGCACGGUGGAUCGGUGCACAACAUGCCCGGAAUCGGCCACAUGGCUGAGGUACGACACGAGCACCUGCCAGGAGCAAUGCCCGGAGGAGGGCUUUGGCACGCUCUUCCUCAAGCAACACUACGGCAUGGGGUGGGUCAAUGUGUGCAGACCCUGCCCGGCCGGGUGCGACACCUGCAUGGACCCCAAGUCCAAAGAAUCGUGCGAGUUUUUGCGGGACACCGGGCGCCUGCAUUGUCCGUGGGAGAUGCGCUGCCAAGCCUGCGCCGAGCCAUUGCUGUACUUGGCCGAGAGCAACACCUGCACGGACAGCUGCCCGGCCGGGACAUUUGCCGACCCCGAUGCCCGGCAUGCGACUAUUCCCUCGUGCGUCAAGUGCCCGGGUGGCUGUCUCAGCUGCACGGGACCGGACCCGGCCGAGUGCACGCAAAAGGACAAGGAGGAAGAAGGCAAGUCCUCGAAGCGGCGGCUAGCCAUCGGCCUCGGGGUGGGCCUGGGCAUCCUGGCAUUGGUCUUGGUGGCCGGCGCCGUGGCCGCCUUCUUCAUUCUGCGCGGCCGCGGGGCAUCCGCCAACAAGGGUGCGUCCGGCUGGCCGGCUGGCCGGGGGGAGGCGGGGGGGCCGGCGAGGGCUGCGAUGGCCAGGUGA